AUGCUAUUCCUCUUGACAAUGCUGAUUAUGUGUGGCCACUGUUCAAGGUCCGACGGCUUCUCCCCCCAGAAGCGUCAGGUUGAACCAGUUUCAGCGGUCACAGGGCCAGGAGUCUCAACAUUGACAGACCCAAAUACCGUACCGCAUGCUGCAACAUCCGCAUUUACAGGUACAGGGGAGCUGUUAAGCUCUGCGGCCACGUCCUUGAUCGGGCUCACGCUGCCAUCGCCGACGUCAACUCCUGGGUCAGACCAGACCUGGUAUUCCUCGCUAUCUGACGCAUCGAUGGCGAGUACUGCGACAUCCCUUAGCGGGAGCAACACCGUCAUUACUGCAGACACCAGCGGUUAUGUCACCACUGAUUCCAUCAGCGCUGCAGGAUCUUCGGCUAUGGCCCGACCCAGUGCUUCCCCAAUGUCUGAUAGUUCAGCGGUAGCAGAAGCCUCCUCUGUACCAGCUUCCACAACUACGACCGCAGGUUCGGGUUCGGCUUAUAGGGACACGGCACUCUCCAGCACAAUCUCCCCAGCAAGAAGUUCAUCUUCCGGAGGAGCAGCAUCCUCUGCAGGCUCAUCUUAUUCCUCUAGUUUUUCGACACCAGGCCCGGCUUCGACACUGUCUAAUUCGACUUCUUCGUCUUCCGCGGGCUUCGAUAUGUCCCAGACGCCUUCUGCUAUCGCCACAGUCAACACGACAACAACAUUCUACACGACCGUAUCGACCGAAGUCACGGUCACAUUGCCUUCUGGAGUGCAAGAGCCGUCGACAGUUGAGCUGACUGGUGAGCCAACUCUCACUGUGAGUCCAAUCGGGCCGGUAACCCCUGAACCUCACAUGAUCAGCUCUCCCUCAAACGAGACCACCCCAGCCGUAUUUGUGACGGCUACUGGACCAUCUAUAUCCACCGUGACUGUAUACAUCACCUUUACUCCAUCGGUGCCGACGACGGUCACGACCGUGACUGUUAUGGAGUUCACGCCAACAAUUUGUUCUGGCAGUGGCUGUUCCUUGACAACCCCGGUCUCAAGUUAUUCGCCUCCUCUCUCAAGUGUACCUGGAUCGAACUCGACAAGCCCGCCGAGCACGACGACCUAUUCAUACUCUACAUUCUGGCAAAGCUAUUCAAGCUACAUGGCCGCUCAUCACAACACAACUGCCGGCCUAUCUGGAGCAUAUACGUCGAAUACAAGCUCGGUUUCUGGUUCUCAAGAGUCAAUUGCUACUCCGGGCAGUAGUGCAGUGUCUAGCCCCAGUGUUUCUCGCGCAAAGAGCUCUCUUCCUCCAGGCGUCUUCGUCUUCCCUGACACCAAUGGAAUCGGCUAUUCGUGGUCUGUCAUAACCCUGCCCAACGGGCAUCUUACACAGACCAGACUGGGCCCCCUCACCACAACUUGCUCGCCUACUGCCACGGGAACCACGGUUGGCCUCGAUGGGAUAACUACGUUCCAUCCCGAGUGUAAAUCUGGCCCGGGUCCGAUGGUCACUCCCGGCGUGACACCUACACCAACUGCUACCCAGACCGGGAACGGGAAUGGCCCGUCGUCCGCAGGGGGAAAUAUCACAUCCGCUACGUCAGCAUCAGCAUCGGCAUCAACGCCGACGACGAAAAAGCGCCGAGAUCCCCAUGUUCGAGAUCCAGGCGCACAUCACACAAUUCAGCCGCGAGGACCUGUCGAUGCUGCACUUAACCCUUCGUCCCAAACCCAAGUCGACGGCUGGAUGGCCAGACUGUCCAGGUUCUUCGUCCUCCCCUUUCAGUCUGGAGCCCCGAAUCCAACUACUCUAGCCACCGUCGUUCGCGAUGCCGCCACCACGACCGUCAAGUCUCGCCUAUGA
Messenger RNA from Capronia epimyces CBS 606.96, 1836 nucleotides. RefSeq lists its product as uncharacterized. The record is from RefSeq and is a predicted model, not a curated record. The transcript has a single exon. Lineage: Eukaryota; Fungi; Ascomycota; Eurotiomycetes; Chaetothyriales; Herpotrichiellaceae. Bases 1 to 1836 code for a protein of 611 amino acids.